Messenger RNA from Prunus armeniaca (apricot), 285 nucleotides. The record is from the annotation of a GenBank genome assembly. Lineage: Eukaryota; Viridiplantae; Streptophyta; Magnoliopsida; Rosales; Rosaceae.
AUGGGUGAAAUUGUGUUGGGAGAUUUUUCCUUACAAUUUUCCCUCAACAAUCCUGUCAGUUGCAUCCAUGCCCUGGCUUUGGCUAAGCUCAAAAGAUUUAACAAGGUUGUAAUGGAAACUGAUAACUUGUGUGAGGGUGUUAAAGUUUGUUUGGGAAAUAGAAUAUGGAUCAUUUACCCUCUUGCGGAGACAAGGCAUAAUGUGAAUCACCUCGCUCAUGUGGCGGCCGCGAUUGGUGCUCGAGCGGUGGAACUGGAAAGCCUCCGUCUUUGGUUCACGUCCUGA